UUUUGAUAAUAAAUCAAUAAAUUUCUACUUUUAGCAGUCAAAAAAUGAAAACAUAACUCACCACUAAUUCCUAAGGAUCAAUGGAGUGACCACAAUGACUAGCUCCUGUUGACAGAUGGGUAUGAAGAUAAGUAAUUUAUCAUUAUGCGAUUCACGACCGGCACAGCUGAGCAAAGAAACCACAACAUACUGCUACAAGCUAGCGCCCCCUAGCUACAACCACAACUGGACUGACCUACACUAUGCGUCCAGUCAUGGCAAUGUUCGCAGAAUACAAGAGAUCAUCCAUAAAACGGGCACUUUCAAUUUGAAUCGUAAGGAUUACUAUGGGAAGACUCCGCUAUACUGGGCUGCAUAUAAGGGUCACAAGGCUUGCAUUGAGGAGCUGCUCAAGUUUGGAGCCAAGGUGAACACCCAGUGUCGACACGGUGGUACCCCACUUCACGCUGUUGUCAGUCUGUACCCUGACAGUGCCCUGCUUCUGAUUAAGCAUGGAGCGGAUGUGAACUGUGCCGACAACUGGGGCGUGACACCCAUGUAUUUGGCAGCCUCCAACGGCCAGCUGAAGGUUAUACAGUACCUCAUCUUAGCAGGUGCUCACCUCACAUAUAGAAACAAGACCGGUGACAUUCCAAAGCAGCUGAGUUGUCACACUAAGUUCUGCGAUUACCUCCAACAACUGUCUCAGAGUCCGCGCACUCUACAGUUCUGCUGUCGAAAUGUCGUACGUAGGACACUGGACGAGCACCCGGAACCGAAGAUAGAUCAUUUUGCUCUGCCUCGGCAACUGAAGAACUACCUGGCUCUGAGUGAACUGGACUGUGACCAGAAAAUGACUGACUUGAUUGUUCCCAGUAGAUAACGCUUUGACAUAGUGGAUUGCUUAAAACUGAGAUGUGUCUUCACCAGAUAACACUUUGACAUGGUGAACACUGAGAUGUGUCUUCUCCAGAUAACACUUUGACAUGCUGGAUUGCUUAAAACUGAGAUGUGUCUUCACCAGAUAACACUUUGACAUGGUGAACACUGAGAUGUGUCUUCUCCAAAUAACACUUUGAUAUGGUGGAUUGCUUAGAACUGAGAUGUGUCUUCACCAGAUAACACUUUGACAUAGUGAAUUAUUUAAUACUGAUGUGUGUCUUCACCAGAUAACACUUUGACAUGGUGGAUUGCUUAAAACUGAGAUGUGUCUUCACCAGAUAACACUUUGAUGUGUCUUCACCAGAUAAUGUGGUGGAUUAUUUAAUACUGAUAUGUGUCUUUGCCAGAUAACACUUUGAAAUGUAGAAUUGCUUAUUACUGAGAUACACUGUAUGUCUUAACCAGAUAAUGCCAUGGGCGUACAGGCUCCAAUUUUUGUAGAGUGGGCGAGGCAUGUUGAUUUUUGUCCAAAUUAAGCGAAAAUGCCUGCAUUUGAACAUUAUAUAUUCAAAUUAGCAUUACUGCUAAACUGCUAUAUGUGGUUGCAGACCAAUCACUACACAUGUUUACAUGGAUUACAACUAAUAUUGUGAGUAGUAGGGUGGAAAUAUAUUUGAAUGUCUUUUCCAACUAAAACAUAUUGACUACGCUUGUGCUUGCAGUUAUUGUGUACCUUACGGAGCAGUCAGUUUGAGGUUAAUUUUUGUCAUGGGACAGUCAAUUUCAGUCCUGCUUAUUUCAUUGAAUGGUAUGAUUGGCACCAGAAUCACCAUCAUAGAGUAACCAAUAGAAGGUCUUAAAAAUUAUCUACAAUGGGUUUUUCUUACAUUGGGUAGUUAAGCAGAUAUUAUACUUUAUAUAUUUUUAUCUUGUGCUGUUGUAAAGGUCUUCUUUUUGUACAUUUUAUAUAACUAAAUGGCAAAUUACACAAUACCUACAGUUGCAAAUUACAUGUCUGAUUAAAAUGUUUGCUGUAUA
Gigantopelta aegis is the source of this 1899-nucleotide messenger RNA. RefSeq names its product serine/threonine-protein phosphatase 6 regulatory ankyrin repeat subunit B-like. Gene Ontology annotation, cellular component: nucleus; cytoplasm. Gene Ontology annotation, molecular function: protein binding. NCBI's taxonomy places the organism in Eukaryota, Metazoa, Mollusca, Gastropoda, Neomphalida, Peltospiridae. Bases 116 to 862 code for a protein of 248 amino acids. The transcript has 5 exons. The record is from RefSeq and is a predicted model, not a curated record. Gene Ontology annotation, biological process: intracellular signal transduction.